Molecule: messenger RNA, 1275 nt
Organism: Caenorhabditis auriculariae
Lineage: Eukaryota; Metazoa; Nematoda; Chromadorea; Rhabditida; Rhabditidae
Source: the annotation of a GenBank genome assembly
AUGAUUGUUCUUUCUGAAUCUUCGGUUCUACUCAAUGCAACUCAAGGAAAACUGCUAGCUUUAAGGUGGGUAUUCGAUGUCAACUUUCAUAGAAAAUAUUUCAGGAAAAAUUUUAAAUUUUCAUUAGCCAUUUUGUUUUUGGAUGUGUUUAUUGGAAUUUUUGUCCUGGAUAGUUUGCCAAAUAGCAAUAUUCUGUAUACGUCUUUUUGGUCGACGGUGGACAACUUCAUCGAGUACCUGGAUUCUGUAAGACGCCGAGAACUUUAUGCAGAAACUUUUUCUCCUAGGUUAUAACAUGGAUCACGAACAAUCCCGCGGGAUUAAAACUUAACGAACCGGUCAAUACAACUUUGUCGAGCUUUGUCCGUUACCACAUCUACUUGUGGAAAAGUACGGUUUAUACCACUGAUUAUAGCAUUUCAAUCCUUUUUAGCUUUUGUGGAAGUUCUGCGGAUGCCGCAGGUCGUCGACUUUGCCCUCGGCGCCGCUUACCUCGGAGCUUCGACUUUCGCCGCCCUGACGGCCGACAUUUUCCAGAUCCUAACACUUCACAUCCUUUGCUUCGAUGCAUAUGCCUCAAAGUUUACAUCUUGUUUUUCUUGACGAAUUCUGCAAGUUGAAGACUGUCGCACGUGUGCUGGAGCACGUUGGUCGCGCUUUGGGGACUUGUACGAGGAAAAAAGUGGAAUCCACUUCGGAAGAGAACUGAUAAUGUGAGAACAGUUUUUUUCUGGAGCUCAAUUAAAAAUAUUUUCGUUCUCAUAUGCUCGUAAUCUAAUCAACAAUUUCAAUAGUAAUUUUUGAAGGACGAUCAACUGGAUGAGGCCUAACAUAAGCCUUGCGUUAGUUUUUGAAUUGAAACGAGUUGCAGAAAAACUUUUCUUCAAUUUUGAAUUAUCUGUUGUUCUGAAUUUCUUAUAACACAAAUGAAUCUAGAGCUGGAUGUAUAUAUAAUCUAUUUACUCUCGAAUAAGAUCUUAAUUAUUACAUUUUUCAGGUUGUUCUGGAGUCACGCGAGCAGUUUAUCGGAACCUCUCUUUUCACAAUUUUGCUCUUCCUCCUUCCCACAAUUCUAGUUUAUUUCGUCGUUUUCCGAGUGGUUUGUUCCAAUCUCAUCUAAAUUAAUUGAAUAUUUUCUUAUGAAUAGAACUUUACAAUAAAAUCAGAUGAGAUUUUCAGCUGCGAAUCAGCGUCCGACUUGUUCUUGGCUCUGUUCGAAUUUUGGCACGACUGCCAAAAAGUCUUCACGAUUACACACUUGGGCCUUCUUGCUAG